AUGGGAUCUUCCCCCGAUCCGGGCGAGUUGAUUGAGUUUCCUCAGCCGAGUUUCGAUGAGUUUCAGAGGCAGACGUCACUGAUGACGAGCUGCAAUCUUCUGUGGAAGGAGCUCUCGGAGCAUUUCACUUCGAUGGAGCAGAGCCUGAUGAAGAAAUCGGAGGCUCUGAAACAGAUGAUCGAAACCCUAGACCAUCAGACGCAGACAUCGAUCGAGCUACUCAAGCAUCGUGAGGUCUCUAUAGACCACAGCGUCGAGAUCGCGGCGGCGAAAGCCGAUGAGCGAGCUCGAGCCGCUCUGGAAUCGCUCGAGAAAGCUAGAGACAUCGGCUCAAACGCCGACGACGACGACGGUGAGGUCGACGACGGCGACGGGCUUCUCUCUGCACUGAAAUCGCUCUGCCUGAAGAUGGACGCAAGAGGAUUCUGGGGAUUUGUGAUCGCGCGGAAGAAGCAACUGGAGAAUCUCCGGUCAAAGAUUCCGGUGGCGCUAGUGGAUUGCGUGGAUCCGCCGAAAUUAGUACUCGAAGCCGUGUCUGAGGUUUUUCCGGUGGACAAAAGAGGCGUUGAAGGCGCCGGAGAGAAAGCAACCAACGAUUUCGGGUGGGCUUGCGUGGUGAUUCUUGAGAGCUUGAUACCAGUAAUUGUCGAUCCAGUGAUUGGGAAAUCUCGGAUGCUUUUAACACCUAGCGUCAGGGAGAAGGCUAAAGAGAUCGCUGAGACGUGGAAGGCGAGCUUGGAGGAGAGAGGAGGGAUAGAGAACGUGAAGACACCUGAUGUUCAUACGUUUCUUCAGCAUCUUGUGACUUUUGGAAUUGUGAAAAAGGAAGAUCUUGCUCUGUAUAGGAAGCUUGUGGUUGGAUCCGCUUGGCGUAAACAGAUGCCAAAGCUUGCUGUUUCAGUUGGUUUGGGUGACCAAAUGCCUGAGAUGAUUGAGGAGUUAAUCAUCAGAGGACAACAGCUUGAUGCUGUUCAUUUCACGUUCGAAGUGGGUCUUGUACACAAGUUCCCUCCUGUUCCUCUGCUCAAAGCUUAUCUUAGGGAUGCAAAGAAAGCAACAUCUUUAAUCACAGAGGACCCCAACAAUCCCGGACGAGCUGCGCAUCUUGUGGCGCGGAAGGAGCAGUCAGCGUUAAGAGCAGUGUUAAAGUGCAUAGAAGAAUACAAACUCGAGGAACAAUUCCCGCCGGAGAAUCUCAAGAAACGGUUGGAUCAGCUGCUAGAGAAGACGAAGACGGAGAAGAGGAAACCAGUAGCGGUUCCGGCCAACAAGAGAACCCGAGCAAGCUACAACGGUCCAAUGCCACCAGCCAAAGCAGGGCGUAUCACAAACGCGUACGUCUCCUCCUUCCCACCGCCACCACCUACAUUCAUCAGAUCACCGAGCCAUUCUCCUCAGUACGGUGUACCGGCAUACAACACACCCCCACCUUCCAUCUACAGCAACAGGAGUCCACCGUACCAAUACUCACCCGAGGCGGUUCAUGGGACGUACCAAGCUUCUCCGGUUAGUUAUUCGGUUCCUUAUGGUGGCUACUGCAGUCCGGUGGCUCCUCCGGUUUACCAUCCUCACCCACACCACCAACACCAACACCAUAUUCAGCAUGCUUACUACUGA
This is a messenger RNA of Microthlaspi erraticum, 1617 nucleotides long. The record is from the annotation of a GenBank genome assembly. NCBI's taxonomy places the organism in Eukaryota, Viridiplantae, Streptophyta, Magnoliopsida, Brassicales, Brassicaceae.